Messenger RNA from Radiomyces spectabilis, 1160 nucleotides. RefSeq lists its product as uncharacterized. The record is from RefSeq and is a predicted model, not a curated record. NCBI's taxonomy places the organism in Eukaryota, Fungi, Mucoromycota, Mucoromycetes, Mucorales, Radiomycetaceae. The transcript is spliced from 2 exons. The coding region runs from base 374 to 1114 and encodes 246 amino acids.
AUUAUUAGUUGUGGUCGUUCAAGAUCGGGUGUUGAGUUCUUCUUGUUGUAACCCAAGUGGCAUCUGCGCCAAACUCGAGUUUAGUAAACUGUGGGUGGGGACAAAAACAGAUACGACAAGUCGGCGAGAGGUGGAUUACCAUUUAUGGUAACAAUUUCGAAUAAUUGGGUGUUGUCCAGACCCUUGCCCCUGAUCAACUCCACUCAAGAAGUUGAACUUUUUGUGUUCUGGAAUCUAGACAACAGUUGUAUAAAAAUGUGCCACUGACAAGAACACAUCCCAUUCGGUUAUCAUAUCCUUCAUUCUUUUUUGUUCUUUUUUUUUCAAAGCAUUUUUCUGUUGCUCGAUUCUUUUUUUUUUUUUCACUCUUUCCAUGGCAUCGGAAGACCUGGCAUUCAGAGUAUUUGCAGACAGUUUUGCUCGAUGGUCGCAGGUGUUACAAUUAAUUUCGCCCAAUAAUCGACGGAAAGCGAUUGUUCUCGAUGAUGCCGUCAAUCCAUACGACGCGGAAGAACGCAUGAUUGAAAUGAAAACUCGUCUAUAUCGUGCGACUCGGCACAAAUUGGCUCAGAAUAUGGUGCCAUUGGCGCGAACGGUGCAUAUCCAGCGGCUCAUUGACAAAUUGGAGGAAGAUGAUCGUCGACGCCAUCCUGCCAAAAUGCGACUAAACCAACGCGCUCUUCUAAUAUCUCCGGGGUUGAUGCUUCAACGUCAAGCCAAUCAGAACCCACCUUGUUCUCGACCUGGGGUCAAUAUCCGUGCAGUGGUGCCCAAUGAUGUAAGGGCAAAAAACGUCGACUGUUACGGAGAUGAGGAUGAAGAUGUUCCCCUUGGCUCUCUCUUACUUAUGCAGCCUCCGAAAUCAGCCGCUCGACGGAUGCAUUUUGCCCAACCUCAUUAUUAUCCACGUGUCUAUUACUUAAUAACGGGUCUUUUUAUUUUAUUUGCAAUCAUGAAUAUGACAUAUGAUUUUUACCCAAAGCUUCACUCCCAAUUGGGCAUCGUGUUUUGUAGCAAAUUGUUAAAGAAUAGAAUGUUCAAUACUGUGUCUUGCAGACCUACAGACCUUUCUCAGAUAGAUACCAGAUUAAUUAUCGCAGUAGGCCGAACAUGAUAUGCCAAGUCGUUUAAUUGUCCUGGGCUUUUUGGGUGAUGUCAAG